UGGCGUCUUUCAAAAUCUUCCGUUUCUCCGACAUAGAUGCAUCCACAUUUGCCUGGUAUACCAUAAAUAGCAUUUUUAGCAAAAACUGUAGAAUCUUUCUUCUUUGUACCAAGCUUAUUGAGUGCAAAUGUAGAAAAAAAACCCAGUACCCAAUGGACACCGAAAUCCGAUGGAUGGUGGCUUCUCUGUAAAGUCUUGCAAGUCGCCUAUUUAGAAGAAAAUGAGUAUCAUGAAAAACAUAUUAUAAGUAGAUUUAAUCCCGACGAUAUCGGCGUAUCAGUGCCUGAAGCGAAUCAGGACAACCUGAUUCAAUUCGAUUCGCGGUAACAUUUUUGAAUCGAUUCGGUUUUUGCCGAAUCAAAUCUAAUGCAGAAUUAUUUGAUUGGUUAAGGAGUCUGCAUCGUGUGAACGCUGAAUGUAAAGAAAAAAAAAGACAAAAAACAGUUUUUGUAUACAAAUUCGGUUCAGUUCGAUUCGAGACAACUGUUUUGAAUCCUAAAUCGGUUCCAUUCAAUUCGACAUAAAAUUUCUGGAAUUGAUUAGAUCGCUGUUUUGCCGAAUGGGAUCGAAUACCGAAUUAGUCUAUUUGUUUCGGGCUUUGCGGCGUAUGCAAACAUGGACUAUAGAACUUAGAACCAUUUCAAAGAAAAUUUCCAAGUUUAACCUACUCUAUCAAAAAGUCCUUGGAAUUUCUAGAAACCCUUCAGAAAAUCAUAACCUUUUCUAAUUGUUUUUAUGAAUUUAUUAUAAAUUGGGUUUUAGAAUAGCAUAAAUGCCAUAUAUCCUGAGAAUUCCAACUGGUUCUGACGCUUUCUAUGUGAUGAAGGAGUUUUCUAAUCUUAUAUGGAAACAGCCUCGAAAUUCCAGUUUUAAUAGAAUACGGUUCUCAUUAGAUUUUUGUUCGAAAGUAAAACGUUUCCAUCAAAUCCAACAUGGUCGACUACGCAUGUCUCUCAUGCUUUCAACGCUAAUCGAAGUCACUAAGUACUAGUCCCUAGAGUUGCUGGAAAUUCCAUCCACGCCAGCAUCACUGGAUAUCUUGAAUCUUAUCGCUUAACUUCCAUUUUGAAGGAGACACUUUGAGCUGUAUUCUUAUGAAUAUACAUUUAUAAUCUACUGUUACCUUAACUUUUCCGGUUAUAAAACAGUUUUUAAUCGGAUUUUGAAAAUUUUUAAAUUCUUCCUGAUUAUGAAUAUAUGAUUUAAAUUCUAUUCUUCAUAUUGAACACUAAAAUUCUGAUAUAUCCGCCAGGAAAAAAAUAGUUUCAGUCGUUUUUGUAAAUAUAUCACCAAUAUAAAAAUACACUUUUAGAAAAAUAAUUAUAGAUUAUAGUAGCGAACGAAACUCUCUAUCACCCUGUAUAUUUGUCUUUACUUGCACUUAUUUAAAAAAUUUCAGAUCUGAUGUGCCGUAUACAAAGGUUCUACGAAAACUAGUGAAAUCGUGAUCUCAGAAAACCAAACUCUCGAGUUUAAUUCAGAAAUGCUUUGCUUGGAACAGAUGUAUCGUCUUUCUUGUAGCAGGAUCGAUUACUGGUGCUGAGGGUAGAGACAAAGAGAACAUCACAGAUAACAGGAAAUAAAAGAAGAGAAGCGACAAGCAACAUUAUUUCCAAACAGCUUCUAUGCAAGCGAAGAGAACAAACCAAGAACAAAUUAGAACACGUUGAGUACUAUUUUUGCUGUCUGGUGCCCAACAAGUGAAUUAAGAAUAAGACUCAUUCAUGACACACGCAACACAUUCUUUUUUAGCGCGGAGUUAAAAAAAGAACGCAUGCAAAAUUGUCAAUACAAAGGUGCAAGUGUGAGAAAAUAUUUGUGUGAAUCAUCGAGUGGGCAGCUUGAUAUCUCUCCCCUUUGAAUGCAUGCAAAAAUGCCGUUUGAUGUCAUUAUUUGAAUAAGCUAAUCUUCUUUUUUUUAUGUGUUCUUUUGCGUUAUAUUCGUCAUAUAUAAGAAAGAAAAGCAAAAAACUCUCAUUAUGAAAGCAUGAAUCUGAUCUAAGAGAUUAUAACUAUUCCAACGCGAAAACCGUCUUGUGCUCGAGAACAAGUAACAAAAUCAGACUAAUCAUAUUUCUUUACCCGAUCACAAGAAUCUUUCAUUAUAGGCCCUCAUUUUGCGGAGCGAUACAACGUUUCAAAAUUGUUUGCUUCCAUAUCAAUUUGUUGAACAUUAUCAACCUAAAAAUCAUGCAUUUUGGUUGUCUUAUUGUGCUUUCAAUUGUGCUAUUCGACAGUUGUGUGGGGCUUCCGAACACGGUAAGACAUCCUUACUAGCAUGAAAAAAAGUGAUAUAAUGCGCAAAUGGAAAUUUUAUAUCAUUAAAGCAUCAACGAACAGAGACUGACGUCAACAAGAUCCUCGAGAACGGCCCUUUUGAUACUGUUACAGCUUCUUAUGAAUAUCCAAUUGCUUACGAUACAGAACUGACACCUUCUUCAAACAAUCUUACAACUCAAAUUCGGGGGCAACUUUAUUUCCCAAAUUCAACAGCAGCCAACACGAAAGGUCCAUUUCCUGUUCUUGUUUUUCUCCCCGGAAAACAUCCUGACUGUCGUUUACCCGUUCCGCUUGGGUACCCUGCUAUCGAUAUCAAUUCCACGGACAGCUGGGGUCAAUGCCCAGAUGGUAUGUCCAAGGUUCCUAACCACCUUGGAUUUGCGUACCUUGGUAGAUAUUUUGCAUCAUACGGCUACAUUGUCGCCUCGGUCGACGUCGUUUCAAUGAAUAACAAAUUGGGCAUUGCCGGCGAUAGCACAUUAAACUUUGUUAGGGCACGUAUCGUUCUCAAGACUCUAGAAAAAAUGAAGGAGUGGAAUGAUAGCGCUGAAAAGUCUAAACAAGCACUAGGUGACGUUGAUUUAUCCAACAAUUUUGAUUUUACACAAAUUGGAAUGAUGGGACAUUCGCGUGGUGGUGAAGGAGUUCGAAAUGCCUACAAUAUGCUGAUGGAAAAUAAAGGUCCGAGCGAUGCGUCAAUGUGGAGAAAUCGACUGUCAGGAAUGGUCAUCAGAGCGAUUAUGGAAAUUGCACCAAUGUAUUACGGACAGGAUGGAGUCAAAUUUGGUGUUGACAACAUUCCCUGGGGAAUCGUGAUAGCGGGGUGCGAGGAUGAUGAAAUCGAUUACGGUGAGUGCAUCACUCGUAUGUGCUGUAGUGCAGAUAUUGAUCUAAUCUGA
Didymodactylos carnosus is the source of this 3178-nucleotide messenger RNA. NCBI's taxonomy places the organism in Eukaryota, Metazoa, Rotifera, Eurotatoria, Philodinida, Philodinidae. The record is from the annotation of a GenBank genome assembly.